GUAUGACAGGGAUGAAUUGGAAGGGAGCAGUUGGAAAAGAAAACUGGAAUAAAAUACCAGAAGGAAGUAAGAUAAAUUAGGGGGGUGGGGGCACAUGUAAAGAUUGCUAAACAAAAAAGCUAAGAGUGCCACUGUGAAUCCUGCAAACAGUUUCCUUUCUCCUCAGUUCGUUCAGACAUGAAUAAUCGCUCUAUCACCUGGUGGCUGAGACAGAUUGGUCUGCCCCAGUACACCAAGACUCUGGAGAGAGAAUAUUAUGGUCUGGAGGGUUUGCUGUAUGUAACGGAUGGAGAGCUGAGGGAAGCUGGUAUAGAGGAUGCAACACACAGAGAGACAAUCCUCACCCAGCUUUCAAGAGAUCGACAGAGGCUGGACCCACUUUCUGGUUCAUUUCAACCACACAGAUAUGACUGUGAUGAUCAGGUUGUGAAACACAAAGUCAGUCGACAAUAUUCCCUGGGAUCAUCAUCGGACCUGCCAAAGGAUCUGUUUCGUCAGCGCGUUUUUCCCCGCCUCCAUCGCAUUGACAAGAAACACCGUUUGUCGGCUUCCUGCUCGCAGCUCCGCCCACUAGAUGAGGACAAUGCUCUCAGUCAAGAGGGAAAAUACAGCAAGAGGAAGAGUAUCAGCGCAUACUUCAGCCACCUCAAGAUGUUUGGUGGUCGGAAAGAGAUGGACAUUCUGAAGAAGGAGCUUGAAGAGGAGCUGAAGCUAAGCACUGAGGAUCUGAGAAGCCAUGCCUGGUACCACGGAUCGCUGAGACGACAGGCUGCAGAGUCUCUAUUUGAGAGGGACGGGGACUUCCUGGUCCGAGACUCAUCCUCCACUCCUGGAGACUACGUUCUAAGCUGUUUCUGGAAGAAUGGUCCGCACCACUUUAAGAUCAUAAAAGUAGUUCUUCGGCCUAAAAAGGGUUACUCCCGGGAGCUGUUCCAGUUUGAGGAAGAUCGCUUCGACAACAUUCCCGCUUUGAUCCGAUUUUAUGUGGGCGGAAAUCAACCCAUCUCAAAGACUUCAGGGGCCAUCAUCUCCCACCCGAUCAAUCGGACCCUUCCUCUGCGUGUGAUCAGUGAGGGUCACAUGGAGCUUAAAAACAGCAGCACUUUAGGCAGAGCGAGAGAAAACCAAGGUGGGAGCAGCAAAAGGCGCAGCCUGAGCUCCUCCCAACAGGACACACUGCAGGUCAUCAAUCCACUGCUAAGGAGUGGAAGCCAGCCUGCUAACUUGGAAAAUGUUGGACGAAGGCCUUCACUUCAGUCUGCACAGUCUGACAGCAAUCUGCGAACUGGUGCUCCAGAGACAAUCCCACCAGAUGACACAGACUCCGACCCCAUUUCUCCUGUGUUUCGCACAGGCAGCGAACCCCUGCUGAGCCCAAGACCACAUCACACGCGCCCCUCCCAUCCAGGUGGUGGUGCAACGUUGAGAGGUUCAGAUGGGCAGCUGCAUCCCAGAGCUCCUCCCAAGCCCCUAAGGAUCUCCACCGUCUUCUCCAACGCCUCACCUCUUCCUUCCACAGACCCAGAUGAAGACCCCUCAUCGUACUACAGUGAGCUCAUCAUACGGGUCCCUCAGUCUCAGAGGAAGGGCCAUGUGGACCGGCUGCGUGCGGAGGAGAAGUGGCAGAGCCGAGCUCGCCUCACAGAGACGUCCUUUGGGUUCUUGGAGGCUCAGAACAACGAACUGUCCUCACAGCUGCUGUUUCAGAAAGAGCUCCAAAGGAAAGCAGCAGAGGAAAAGAGAGACUGGCAUUUUGAACGACCACAUAUCGAGACGUCAUCUUGUUUCCAGUUGGACCAGUUCACCUCGCUGCUCUUGCCGGAUCACAACAGGCCUUUGGAGUCGAAUGUUUUGCUCGCUGUCAAAGAGCUCUUCAGCCGAUCUGACACCAAAACUCUUGCUCUGCACAUGCUCAGUGUUGACUGUCAGGUGGCACGCAUUGUUGGUGUGACUGAUGAGCAGAAGAGGAUUAUGGGAGUGAAUUCGGGACUGGAGCUUGUUACUCUGCCACAUGGACAUCAGUUACGGCAGGACUUGCUGGAAAGGCAUCAUCUGAUAACCCUUGGUGUGGCAGUAGACAUACUGGGCUGUACGGGGACGGUGAACCAGAGAGCAAUGGUUCUGCACAAAGUAAUCCUGUUGGCUCAGGCCCUGAAAGAACAUGUGUACAACCUUUUCUCCUUCUCAGCUGUUAUGAAGGCUCUGGAGAUGACUCAGAUCGUGCGGCUUGAGAUGACAUGGCGAGCGCUCAGGAGGAACCACACAGAGAGUGCAGUUUUGUAUGAGAAGAAACUCAGACCGUUCAUGAACUCAUUGAAUGAAGGAAAUGAUUCUGUAGUCCAGGGUCCCAUUGCUGUGCCACACCUGUUUCCUCUUCUCAUGCUGAUGGAGGGAGAGGACCCGGUGGAAAACAAUGAGCGGGGGUGCCAGGUGCUGUUCAAUGUCCUCCAAUCAGCACGCAGCGCUGCAUUACACUCCCAGAUUUACCAGAAGCAUGCGCAGACCCUGCUCACAGACUGGACUCCAGUCCCGGAACUGCUGGAGACUUUCCGGACAGAGUUCGCCCUGCGGUUGUUCUGGGGGCAGCAGGGGGCGGCCGCAGACAAAAAGGAGCGAUACGAGAAGUUUGACAAGAUCCUUUGUGUUCUCUCCGAUAAACUGGAACCUGUGGAGGUCUCUCCACAACAACCGGGCACUUUAACCUGAACCAGUUACUACACAAGGAAGCUGGCAACUGGACUUCCUCAUCAGUGGAACGCAUCAGUGACCCUUGAUGCGUUCAGAAAUGGAGAAUAUUGCAGCGGUGAGAUGUUAACUGACAGAGAUGAAGGACUCUGUAAAGUUUGUCAGAUGACUACUUAAUUUUAUCUGGAGUUUAUCUAUGAGCAGACUCUCACUGUGAAAAGACUGAGUAUUUUUUUUGUUAACAGAAAGUCUGAAAAAGAUUUAUGAAAAACUUUUUUUAUUACUUUAGGUUUUAAUUUAGCAACUUGAACAUUUUCCUGCUGAGCUGUUGGUUCCAUUCACCCUUGAAUGAUUGUUUUAUGGGACUUCAUUGUAAAUGUUUUUCAUUUCAGGAUGCACAAUUCAAUAAAAUGCUUUACUUUAAA
Molecule: messenger RNA, 3110 nt
Organism: Gambusia affinis (western mosquitofish)
Lineage: Eukaryota; Metazoa; Chordata; Actinopteri; Cyprinodontiformes; Poeciliidae
Gene: sh2d3a
Product: SH2 domain containing 3A
Exons: 20
Coding region: 178-2706 (842 amino acids)
Biological process (GO): small GTPase-mediated signal transduction; positive regulation of peptidyl-serine phosphorylation
Molecular function (GO): guanyl-nucleotide exchange factor activity; phosphotyrosine residue binding
Source: RefSeq, a predicted model, not a curated record